UGAUCUUCGGUAGACCGUAGGCCCCCCCAUAUGCCAUAUGGUGACAAAAUUCCAGUCCGAGGUGGUACUACCCACUGCGGUUCCUUUUCCGACCCGGCGUUUGCUUCCCGUGCAUUCCCUACAUACAUAUUUCCCCGCCGGAAUCCGGAUGCUGCAGGCUGUUUGCUCGCGGAUAUGCAUAUGAUUUUUCCUCGUGCAUAUCGUAGGCUGGCCGCUGGUAUCGCAUACCUAUGUCGCAUAUGCACAUGCCUACGCCCCACCCACACACCACUGUUAUGUAUGUACCCCAUAGCUGUGCGGUAUGGCAUGGGCUUUGAAUAUCGCAUAUUGCAGAUUCGGCUCCGUAUGUAUUGUAUGUACGGGAGCUUCCAGAGAGUUCGCAUCUAGUUAUUGGAAUUUGGUGCAAUCAACAAUUGCCUUUGCCUUUGCCUUUGCCUUUUCACAUCGAUGUGAGAUGUGCAGACAUGUCCGGAAUUGAUUGUACGCUUUUUUGCAGUACAAACUUGAAGAUGAAGGGAGAUGAAGGGAGACGGGAUGGGGGAUGGAAGGGGAGAUACUGGUGGUGGGAUGUAGGGAUAGUAUUGCCGGUACAUGUCCACCUCCACCUCCCCCGCCCAUUAAUUAGAGUACCUAUCUUGCCUUCACGUCCACGUCCCGAGUUCUCACCACCACCUCCUUCACCACCAGCCCGAACUUUACUCCCGUACCUACUCCAUCUUUCAUUUCCUCCUAUCCCCUUCCCACCUCUCCUUCCCACCUCUCCUUCCCACCUCUCCUUCCCACCUCUCCUUCCCACCUCUCCUUUCCAUCUGAACACCUCAAGCAUGAACACCGAGUGUAUAACUCUUUCCUCGGACGAUGACCUAGACGAGGACACCGCACGUCCGACCCCAGUGUGGGGCCCAGUGUGGAUGAAGAAAUCCCGGUCCUCUUCGGCGUCGCCAAUGCUGGGACAUAGUGCGAGGUUUUUGCCGGGUCCUCUGGAAAUUCCGUUGGAGAUUCCGUUGGAGAUUCCGUUGGAGAUUCCGCUGGAAAUUCCGCUGGAGGUUCCGCUCGAGGUUCCGCUGGAAAUUCCGCUCGAGGUUCCGCUGGAAAUUCCGCUGGAAAUUCCGCUGGAGGUUGCAGAGGAGGUUGCUACAUCGGGACCGGGAUCGGGGACAGUCGAGGCUGAAGCCGAAGCCAGGGCCGAAGCUAGAGCGCCAGUUGCUGCGAUGUUGGGUGUUCCGGCUGCGAUGCAGGUUGAACUGCCAGAAGCAGUGUCAGUGCCGGUGCCAACUGCAGCUCUGGUCGAGUUGUCAGCUCCCGUACUGGCUGAAUCAACAACAGCCCCGGAACUGUCGGAUCCCGCGUCAGCUUCGGCCACGGUGUCGCCUGAACCCGCCAUGCCAGGAGGUGGAGUUCCAGGAGUUCCAGUGCUCGCAGCGCCAGUCAUGAUGGAGACCGAGAUCGUCAAUAUUCUCCCAGCACCGCCUCUUGCCGUAGACGAUUUGGCCCUUGUUACUAGAGCUGUGACGCCUCAUCCGGUCGAAAUGCCAGGUGCCAUACCGGCCGUCGUUCCUGUUACAACGCCGAAAUCUCCGGUAUUAACUUCGGUACCGGUCGUGAAGACUUGUAACGUCCUUGCUGCGCUGCAGCCGGGGAAAGAAGACGCUGAAGUUAUCACAGUCCCGGCCUCGGUAGAUCUGGCCCCAAAAACUCCGGCUCUGGUAGCUCUGGUACCGACAGCUCUAGCAUCUGCAACUAAAUCGGAGCCCUCGGCCCCGAGGAUUCAAGAUUCGGCCCAGAACGGACAUCAUACACCCACUACGCCUCCCUCCGCAGAUGUAGCAUCCCCAGUCGCUGUAGCUUCGGCUUCGGCCACUCCUUCCCAGAAUGCCAUCACAUCUGCUGCUCCUCGAUCCCCUACUCCACCUUCCGACGCUCGGCCCAAACAGUCCAUCGACGCGAGAACACAGCCCGGCACGCCCAAGCCCGCCCACACCCGGCCCAUUGCAGCAUCUACCUCCAUAGCUCCAGUCACACCCACAUGUCUCACCAGAACCAGAACCAAAACGCUACCUCCACCGCCUCCACCGCCUCCAUCUCCUGCCACACCCCGCGGCGAGAACCCCGUAAUCUUCAUCGACCGGCUCCUCCGAGCGUUCAGCAACGAAGUCGGCGAGACGACCGCCGGGACCACCGGCAAGGCGCACAAGUUCCAGCUCGCGCUGAAAAAAGAAAUGGAGAGCUUCUCGGCGUGUCUAUCGACCACGUGCCCGCACCUGCUGGUUCUGCCCUCGCCCGCUGCCGAAGACGAGGAGCUUAAGUUGUGGCAGACGUUUAUCCGCCCACAGAGCACGCAGAGCACACAGGGCGCGCUGUUCGGCGAUGUAAAGAGGAAGCGCGAGGUUACGCCGACGAUGACGAUGACGCCCCUGAGAGGCGAGGUUACGCCGCAAAGUGCCAGUAGGAAACGCAACGUCGCGUUUGUGGAUAUGACCAACGCCUCGUGGUCGGGCAAGGAUAUGUCCAGCGUUAGCAAGCGGUUGAAGGCCGCUGCUACUACUACUACUCCGUCGACGGCUACUUCGAGGGUUAAUAAACGGUCGAAGGCCACUGCUACUACUACUACUACUAGUACUCCUUCAACGCCCGCCUUCCCUCCGCGAGGUCAGUGCCCACCGCCCAAAAUCUCCGUCGUCAACUAAUCACCGCAGACCGGCCCGCAAGCGCAUACACGCUGCCACACCUGUGCCAAAUAAUCGAGAGCGUGUCCACCGGCGGGCUACCGAACCAAGUCUCAC
Molecule: messenger RNA, 2783 nt
Organism: Tricharina praecox
Lineage: Eukaryota; Fungi; Ascomycota; Pezizomycetes; Pezizales; Pyronemataceae
Exons: 1
Coding region: 465-2687 (740 amino acids)
Source: RefSeq, a predicted model, not a curated record